Molecule: messenger RNA, 5306 nt
Organism: Phyllotreta striolata
Lineage: Eukaryota; Metazoa; Arthropoda; Insecta; Coleoptera; Chrysomelidae
Source: the annotation of a GenBank genome assembly
GUUUCUACUUUCUUUUCUUCUUCUUCGACUUUCAAUUUUCUUUACAAUAAUGAUUGUUUGAAAAAUAAAUAAAUACUUGUUCUUACGUUCGUCAGCAUGCACAUAGCGACAAUUACGUGACUUCUACAUUUCUAGCACUAAUUUACCAACGCGAAUUACCAAAAUGAGACUAAGGAAAAGAAGGCGAAUUAUGAUGAAAACGAAAAACUCGGAGGCCUGCGAGUCGGAUAUUUUGAGCCAGGACGAGCACGAGCAAGGGAAUUGCGGGACCACCGAAAGUGAAGCACCCUCAACUAGCGCUUCUGUGCAAGUGAAAUCUGAAAAAUCUGACAUUAAGAUUUGUAGGCUAUGCUUAGUUUUCCUCGAAGAAAAUUAUGUUGAACUGAAUCAAAGUAAUAGAAGCCUUGUGAUGCUGCAAAUUGUUCUUCCCGAAGUGAAGCCCAAUAUGACCAAGGAGCCUGUAAUUUGCCAAAAUUGUUGGGAGUUUCUCGAAAGGGCCUCGACGUUCAUAACAAAUAGUCUAAACGUAGAAGAGAAAAUAAAAAAUUACUACGACACGAUCAAGUCCGAAGAAGAAAUCGAUUUGUUCAGCGUGUUAGAAUUCGCGUUUCCCAAGAUCGAAAUGGACCAAGAAUUAGAAAGCGAAGAAAUUCCGUUUACACCCACCGAUUAUUUAGAAGUCAAUCAGCAUAAAACCAAUGGAAAUAACUCUGAUAGUUCCAACGAAGAUAAAAAGCCCCUAACGAAACUACAAGUCAGAGCCGAUUCGAACGGUGUCACAUUCUACAAUUGCGCCUUAUGCAGCUUCACGACAAAGUACAAAUACAGCCUGAAAAUCCACAAAGACACGAUGCACACCAGCCCCGAUGAUUUAAUUAUGCAUUCGUGCACCCUAUGUACAUUCAAAACGAAGCAUAAGCGCUACCUCGAAACUCACAUGCUGGUGCACAAAAACCCCGAAGAAUGCGAGAUGCACAAGUGCAAAGUGUGCGACUUCCGGACGAAAUUCAAAAGUUACUUAAAAACGCACUCGCUCAUACACAAGAGCCCCGACGAGAUUCCCAUGCACAAAUGCGAUUACUGCAGCUUCAAAACGAAACACAAAAAAUAUUUAGACACUCACGUCAUGAUACACAUGAACCCGAACGACAUACCGAUGCACCGUUGCACCAUCUGUGAUUUUCAAACGAAAUCGAAGCCUUAUUUGAAGACCCACAUGCUGACGCACAAGAGCCCCGACGAAGUUCCUAUGCACAAGUGCGACGAAUGCAGCUUCCAAACCAAAUUCAAAUACUACCUAAACAGGCACAUGCUCAUCCACAGGAACCCCGAAGAGAUACCGAUGUUCCAAUGCGAGCAGUGCGAUUUCCGCACGCGCCACAAGAAAUACCUCGAAACGCACAGCAUGCUGCACAAGAGCCCCGACGAGCUGGUCAUGUACUCGUGCAACCAAUGCGAGUUCCAGACCAAAUCCAAAGCGUACCUGUUCAAAACGCACAUGCAAAUCCACAAGAGCCCCGACGAGCUGGUGCUGCACAAAUGCAACUUGUGCGCGUUCAAAACGAGGCACAAGAGCUAUUUGGAGACGCACAUGCUCACCCACAAGAGCCCCGACGAAGUGACCAUGCACUACUGCAACCAGUGCGAGUUUCGCACUAAGUUCAAGCACUACCUGAAGAGGCACGUUCUGGUGCACUUGGCGCCCGACGAGUGCGUCAUGUACAGGUGCUGGGAGUGCGCUUUCGAGACCAAACACAAAAACUAUCUGGAUACUCAUAUAUUGUAUGUGCACAAGAGCAAAGACGAGGUGACCAUGCACUCGUGCACGCAAUGCAAGUUUCAGACCAAGUCUAAAGGCUACUUGAAAACUCACAUGUUGCUGCACAGGAGCCCUAACGAGGUGACGAUGUACAAGUGUAAAAAGUGCAAGUUUAAAACGAGGCAUAAGAGCUAUUUGAAAACUCACAUGACUCAUAUGCACAGUCGAAAGUUGUAGAUAUUUUUGGUUGUAUAAUUCGAAAUAGUACCUAUAAGGUGGUUCGUAAAGAAUGGGAAACUGAAAUGUGUUUAACUCGGGAUUUACUAUCUUUACGAAUCGUCUAGUGUAGAGAGGGAUGAGGAUCUCAAACAGUUGUUUUCUGUGUAAAUAUGUAUAUGUUUUAUCAGGUUUAUCCAUUUGGUAAAUGUACAAACUUGGUAGAUAUAAAUGGGUUCCUUUUUUUAUAGACAAUUUACAAUAUGAGAACUACUACUGUAACCCUUCAUUACUUAUUAAAUUUGUACAUUCAUCAAGGAGAUAAUCUGGUGUAAUGAUUAUUUUAUUGUUGAUUUUAUUUUUUUUAUAAAUGUUUGUUUCUAAAGAAAGCAGUUAUUAACUAUAAUUUUUUAAACGUAUACAGGGUGUAUCUAAAUAACACCGAAAGAAUUAAGGGAUGAUUCUAUGAUGAACAUUUUUUUGAAAUGAAAGUUUUUUGGAAAAAUCUUUAGAGAUAAAUUUUUAUCUAAUAAAAAGUUGUAAGAAGAAUGUGGGAAGGAAAAAUGGGAGGAUUUUUUCAAAAAAAAAUUAUACCAAGUAGCUACUUUAACUUUCAUCACAGAGUAUCACUCCUUAAAUUUUUUUGGUGUUUAGAUACACCCUGUAUAAAUUUAAAUAGUUGGUUAUGAAGUAUUUAUGUUUAGUUAAGACUAGGUUUAUCAGCAUGCUCUCAUGACUAAUUUACCAAUCACCAAAAAGUGAAAUUUUCUAGUCUUUACUUAACACUAGCGUUAUUAAAAAUGAUCUUAUUUCAUGCAGUUAAAAUAUAUUAUGUAUUACAUACAAUAAAAACUAGUAAAGUGCCAUCAAUGAAAUAGAAAAUUUUCACUAAUUAUAGUUAAGACAGAUUUUAUCUAUAUAAAUGUGUUCUAUUUUAUAAAGAAACGAAAUUUAUCCUUUAUAACGUAGAAUAAACUAUUAUAUAUUUUAUUUCCUAUGAUCUAUUUAUCAUCAGGUUAUACUUUAUAGAAAAGGCAAUAAAUGCUAUGGUAGUGCCAUAAAGAAAUCUAUACGUGUAGUUUUGUUUAGUAAAUUUGUGAUAAUUUACGUAAUUUCGUAUUUAAAUUUAUAUAUUCUGUUUGGUAUUGUUUCUUUGUAUUUGUAAAAAAUAAUAUAAUUUAAUAAAAAAAAUCAUUUUAUUUUUUGUAUACCAAAAAAAAUCAUUUGAAAUUGAAUAUAUUUUAUUUUUACGCAUACUUAUAUACAUAGACAAUUUGAAAAUAAACAUAAGUAUUAGAUAUUUAUACAACAUGAACAUAAUACAUAAUAAAAAUAAGAGAUUAAAUUUAUUUACAGAUUUUUUAUAUUUCAAGCAUUUUCUCUUGCUACAUACUUUUGAAUCGAUCAUUUGUAAUCACGUUUUACAAACUUUAAGGCAAAUACAUAACAAGAAAAGCAACUUUUAAAUUUACGUUCCAAUUUUGUGUAAUCGCCACCAGUUAAAAAUAUAUUUCAAUUACGAAUUAUUAUAACAUUGUGAAGGUUUAUGUGCAGAUUCAAAUUUCUUUUUUGCUUUAAAUACGUAAAAAUUUUUCUGGUAUGUAAUAAAUGAAAUGAAGCCAAUUUCGAUGGUUGAAAAUUAUAAAACCAAAUCUUGGACGGAACAAAUUUGGAACAAAAUUAAUUAUUGUCCCUUUUAAUAAUUUGAACAAUAUGUAUUCACCAUGUUAACGAAUGUUCGAAUGUGUUUCGUUCAAAACACAGGUGAUCGAAAUAUCACAAACAUAAUGAAAUUUUAUGGAUAAUAAAGAUCAGAACGUGAAAGUCAUUGCAUAUUACAAAUAACGUCUAAAAUUCUUUGAUAAAAACAAGAGGAAUCAAAUGAUACAGAUUUUGGUAUUGCUCAAAAUAUGGAAAUUAUUAAACGAAAAUAUUUUGUUUCAAAAUUCCCUCGAUAUAAGUUACAACUCUACAUUAUUUUCUUUUAUUUUAUAGUCCAACUAAGAAAAAAAUAACUAUAAAAGUAGAUUUAUGAACAUAUUUAAAUUUCUACUAUUUAUGAGGAAUUAAAGCAAUUCAUUGGUAAUUACAUUUUUGGCAUUACUUUCUAUGAAACAGACCUUUUUUGAUGUUUGAACAAACUUCUUCAAAGAAAUUGUACUGAAAACGAGCCUUAAAAUUAAUGUUAAAAAAUUAAUAUCACCACAUUAUUAAACUUUCUAUAUUUUAAAUCGCUUUAACUUCAAGAUUAAAUUAUAUUGCAGAUUCGAAAAUUGACCCAUUAUUUUACUUAUCCAACUAAAUAAUAAAGUAAUGAUGGAAUCUACAACAAUUUUAAUCAAUUAAAACUACAGGAUAAAAUAUAUUCAGUAAUAUCUGUACUUUUUUUAAAUAAAUUGUUUUAGUUAUCACAAAUUUUAAUGUAAGCAUUUAUUGGUGCCUAAACUCUACCUCUUAAAAAAAUAAAGAUGAUUACAACUAAAUAUUUAUACAUCAUUAUUGAACCGUAAAUCAAACGUAAAAUACUCCUGCAUAUCUAAACAACAAACGUAAUAGACCAGUUUUAAAAAUCGAUACGUUACAAAGGCCAAAUUCAAAUUCAAUUCUUCACCUCCAAUAUAAUAAUUAUGAUGAUGAUCAACAAAAUAACGGCCCCGAUCGCCGCAAAUAUCAAUUUCUUCCUUCUUACUUUGUUUUUAUACGUACUGGCCUCGCGCAGUUGCAUCGCCCCUUGGCUCACGUAAUCAGUCGUAUGUUCCACGCUCGCUUCGAUACUAUCUAUAACUUCACCUUGCUCGUGCACUAACGAUCCCAAUUCCUUGAAUAUUUGAUUUACGUCGUUGAUAUCGCUCUAAAAUCGUUUUUAUUAAUUUUACAAUACACCAGCAACAUUAAUCGUACUUCUAACUGCCUAAUGGACUGUUCUUGUUCUUCCAAAGCUCUCAAAUCCUCCUGCUCUUGCAAUUGCAACUGUCUCGUACUGUUAUCCUGUAAUUCUAUGAGCUGCUGGUCCUUCGAUUUGUAGCCGACUACGAAUUAACAGUGAAUAAUUUGAGGGUAUGUCGAGAUAUUUGAAUAAGUACCGAGGUGUGGUUCGCCGUAAGCCUGAGCUUUGGCUUUAUUGACUUGUUCCUUUUCCUUGGAGGCGGUGCUCCUUUGGACUUGCUGGAACAUGUUUAACGUGCUGGUGAACUCGUCCUGCAGCCUCUCUUUCUGCAUUUUCCUCUGCCUCUGCUCCGAUUGAGAGAGCGAAGGUUGGACAUUACUCAAAUCUUUGAUGUAGCCGUUGGUGUCUUUUACUAGCUGUUGUGUAUAAUGCUGGAUGGAAUGC